This is a messenger RNA of Rotaria sp. Silwood1, 384 nucleotides long. The record is from the annotation of a GenBank genome assembly. NCBI's taxonomy places the organism in Eukaryota, Metazoa, Rotifera, Eurotatoria, Philodinida, Philodinidae.
AUGUCGAAUCAUUCGUGUUGGCCAAGUUCUCAAAGCUGGAAACGUUAUUGGCCGACGGGUAUCGUUGCUGUAAUUGGUGUCGUUCAAACAUUUUUUUCGUUCGCUGCUGUCGCACUUCAUGUUGCCAUUGUUUUAAUUGGUAUAGUUAGCCUUUGCAGUAAUUAUGCAGCAUGGUAUGUUAUGGGCUUUGUUUGCUGGGCCUUUUUUUUGACAAGCUGGAUAUCGGUCUUCUGCGUCACUUGUUGUAAUCGAUCAUCUGUUCGUUGCGCAACACAUACGAUGAUAGAAAAUAUCCUUGCAUUUAUCUUUUCAGCUGUACUCAUUGAUUUUGAUCCUCCUCAUGGUACAAUGUUCAAGAUACGAGUGACAGUGACACCAAGUUAA